Vitrella brassicaformis is the source of this 8026-nucleotide messenger RNA. NCBI's taxonomy places the organism in Eukaryota, Vitrellaceae. The record is from the annotation of a GenBank genome assembly.
GGUUUCUUCUGUUCCCUCAUCGUUGGUGCGGCGAUCUCUCUAUAGGUCCAGGCGAUCAGCUCGAUUCCCUAGCGGUUUGGUCGAGGAUUUUCAUCGCGGGAGGUCGAGGACGUUACCGAGGCUAUUGGCUGCACAUUUGAGCGACGAGGGGCGUCAGUGGUGGCCAAAGGAUCAAUGACAUGACGAGUGGCGAGGGUCAGGACGGCCAGUAGGUGCAGUGCAUCGCGAGGAGAGCAGAAUGUCUCGCCAGGGGUCCGUCCCGCCCGUGACGCGCCGCUCGGCAGCCGCUGCAAAGAGUGCUGAGGUACCUGAGGCAGCACAGACACAACUUUACGCGUCGCUCCGCAAACACACGGCGCUUGCUCUCUCUCUCCUGGCCUGCAGGCAGCUGGCGAUGAUCAUUUUAAGGAUGGGGAAGGUACGCAGUGCACUCUGACGCCAUGCGCACCUGACAUAAUGUGUAUGGGCCAUGUGUGUGUUGCCUUCCUGUGUUGGUCAGGUUUGGCUCGGAAGCCCCGCCAGCUGAGGCAGCGUCGUGAGAGGCCAUCCCGGCCCCCCUCGUCUGACGAUGCCGUUGCAGCCGCCGACAGCUCCAAUGCGCAGCACAGGAGUGAUGGCGUCACGACCCGGUCACAGCGAGCGGCCGCCAGCAAUCGGCAGGCAGACGGCGAGUCCGGGAGGCGGCGGAGCACCCGAGUUCGGCAGCGAGCGGCGGCAGCAGCCGAUGGCGACAUGCACGACGAUAGCGAGGGCGGCCGCGACGAGUGCGCUGAGGAGAUGGUGGUGGAUGAUGGGGAGAAGGAGGCUGGUGCCAGUGACAACCACACUGACAAUCCCAAAGAUGGCGACAGCAGUGAGAUGGGUCGUGGCGUCAGCCACGUCGGCCAGCGCAAGCCAUCCGGCGGCGAUUCAACACCCUCGGCAAGGGACGACAAACAACACGCCAGCAGCAAGCGCAGACAGGAGGCCAAGGCCACAUCGGCCAUGUUGCCGCCGCAGGGCGAGCCUGCGGUGGCCAAGUCGAGCAGGAUGCUGGAGGUGCACAAGGAGAUCACCACCAGCAUGCUGCGCGAGUCAAUUCAAGAGCCGGGCGGCCAGGCCGCCGGGGCGUCGAGUGGUGCGGAGGCGAAUUCGAAAAAGAGCGAAAGGGGCGGGGAGAGGGCCGCAGCUGCAGCUGCGGCGCAGAGUGGCGAGAAGGGGCAGCAGAUGGGCCUGAUGGUGAGCAAACAGCACAGGAAGCGUGUGGCAAUCAAUGCGCACAGCUCUUGAGUGAGAUGUGUCUCGUGCCUUUUUGUGUGUGCAUGCAGGAGAGGGCGGAUUUAAGUCGGCAGCUGGUUGAGCUGCGCAACAGGUCGGCCACCAUGCAGCACGAGACCGACUUCCUAAUUCAGGUGCGCAGAAAGAAAGCCGAGCGACAGCAAAGGCGAAACGGUGUCAACCAGAGAUCUGACUGACACUCAUUGCGUGCAUCCCGAUCUUCUCUCGUCGCAUGUUCAGAGCAAGGACCGAAUGCGCAAACUGCUCGCGCAGGAGGAGGACAUCGGUGCGCCUACACAACCUCGACACACACACACACACACACACACGUCUUACUGAAGGCACCCAAUACCUUUCCGUGCCCUUGUAUCUCUUGCCUCAAAUCAGUUGCGGCGAGUCAGGGCUCCGAUAAGGAGAGGGAGGGCGAGAUGAAGACGCACCUCUCCCAGAUGUAUCGCGCCAGACCCCUCUACCACCCACCAGGCGCGCUAGCAGCAGCGGCAGCAGCAUCAGCAGGAGGCAGGCACGACUCCCCCGUCGCCGCAGCAGCGCGCAAGAAGAAGCUCCCCUCUCCCGGCCCCUCUGACAGCGACAUCCGCGCGCAGCAGCAGGCGGCCACGGCCAAGCGUCGGAAGCAGCAGCAGCAGGUGGCCCCCAUGCCGCCCCUCCCCACCCUCCCCAACCGCUUCCUCUUCUCGCGGGACAUCCGCAUGCCGCAACACAACAGAUCCGCAGAGGAGGACAAAAGCAGGGGCCCUGGCGGCAAGCGCGAGUCGGUCGCCAACAUGAUGGGCGGGAUUCGCUUCAUUGCCGGGGGCAUGCCCAUCGCACCACCCACAGCAGCCAGAGACCGUCAUCCACUGCGGAUCGUCCGGCCGCAGGGAGGCGUCAGACCGGGCCCCUUCGCCACAGCCACAGGCGCCUCUAUCCGCUGCGUGCACAUCGACCUCGAGAAGGACCAGGAGAUGGAGAUGGACGACGAAGACGACACCGAGUCUGUCGACCCUCCCCCCCUCGACAAGCGCCUCCCACUGUGGGAUGAAGCCGAGAUGCGGCAGCGCCGGGUGGCCAUGUCGAUGCUGGUGGGCGACUGGGCGUGCAGUCACCCGCCGCCCGGCAGGACCGAGUCAGACCCACAGUCGUCAGAUGACGACAGCGAGGCGGAUAGAGAGGCGGGGGGGCUGCCCGCCGGCUUCAAGCCACCGUUCCCUCUGCUCGAUGGUUCUGUCGUGCGGGAGGGAGGGGGUCAUGGCGAUGAGAGGGAAGGGGAGAGAGAGAGGGAGGGGGAGGGAGGGGCAGAUGAGGGCGCUGCUUCUGGUGGUGGUGGUGGGGAUGCUGGUGGUGACGAUAGCGAGAUGCAUCAGUGGCUGGAAGGAGGUGGGGCAGGCCGACACGACACUCACAGGCAGACAGGCAGAUAGACAGAGAUCGGUCCUCUUCCUGGCCGAACGAACCCCUGUUCGUCACACAUUGUGUGUCUGGUGUGAUUGGUUCAGUUGCGAAGCCGCUGGAGUACCCGCCAGCAGAGACCAUUCGCACGCCAGCCAAGGUGAGGCCACCCUGUGCACAGGCCAAGUCCAACACACACUCACACACACUGCAUUAUGCCGGUUGUGCGCAGUUGGUUCCGUCUCUUCUCACCUGUUGGGACUGGUGCUGCACGGCAAGGUGGGCCACACGGCACCCGACACACGCGCAGACAGACACAUAGAGGUGGCCAAAAGUGGAGGGAAGGCAGUCGGUAGCGAAAGGGUCAGUACAUGAGUGGCCUCGACAUGUGGCGCUUGGUGGUUUGCCCGAGAGGUUAAGGGGUUGGACUUGAAAUCCAAUGGGCCUCGCCCGCGCAGGUUCGAGCCCUGCAGCCGCCGCGUAUGACUCUAGGGUUUCUGGGGUUACAGGGUUCCACCUGGCCUGGGGGGGCCGUUUUGUGACCUCCGUGUCCUUCAUGCGAUCGUGGAUUGUUCUCAUUUCUGUCUGUCUUUGUUCUCUGCUGUGUGUGUGUGUGUGUGUGUGUGUGUGUAUUGCAGUGACUUGUUGGAGCUGCCUGUGUUGAGCCUUGAAGAGUUCGAGGCGGCCAUCUUUGAGGAGGACUCGCCCUACGUGCACGCCCUCUCCAUGCUCCUUCUCAGGAUGAUCGCUAUCGACUGGUCGGCUCUCUCUCCCUCUCUCUCAUUCACACAAGGAGGGAGAGACCUUCAUGCCAGUCGUGUGUGUUGUGAUUUGUUGCGUGCGCAGGACGGGAGAGGGCGCGAGUUACUUCAACGUGAAGCCCCUCAACUACCUCUGCUGGGUCUCACAUGCGCGAGAGGUAUGCAACCAAACACAUACAGACACACACAUACACACACAUACACAUAGCACAUCUGCUGCUGUCUGUCUGGGUCAGCACGUGUCGGAGCACCUCAAGCACCGGCGGAACCUGCUCACAGAGGUAAGCGGCGCGACGCACACACACACGGCCACACAGACGUGUGUGUCUGUGUUUUGGUGCGCAGGACGAGCAGGGCGGGCUCCAACGGCUGGUUGAUGAGCUCGCGUCGGGCGACUACACACAAAUAUCACCCGAAGGUAUACACGCACACACAGGUGCGAUAGAAGGCCACAUAUGUGUGUGUAUGUGCCAGUGCGUAUCGAGUUGCUGGCGCUGCUCGUCGACCAUGCCACAGAGACGGCCGUCUUCAGGUACACACCAUGGCUGACAUACUGGUAGUGCUGGGUGUGGCUCACUCCACCACCCACCCUGUCACCCUGUGUGUGUGCAGGACAUACACGGAGAUGUGCCAGAUUCGCCUCGACCAUCUCAAAGCGGUAAGGCACACAAAACACCACCCCACCGCCAGCACAAGGUGAGUGCUCUGGCUGCGUGAGUGCAGGAGGCGGCCCGUCACCGUGAUCGGCUCAUCGCCAACCAGAAGGACAUCAGACACAUACGUGUACGCCUCCACACCUACACACUCACACACUCAUACUCGCCUGCACAAGAUAAGAUGCACACCUCUACCACUCUUCCCAUAUGCAGGCCUUCAUCCUUUGCCGUCUGCCCAAGGAUCAGCACGAGAGGGUCCGGCAGCUCCACGCGGCAGCACAGGACAGAUACAAAGCCGCACUCAAGGCCCACCGACGCCGCACUGACCCAUUCACGCCGGCCAGCCCGACUGAGGGAGACACACGAGACCACAAGAUGGCCGGCGGCGAUGAGCAUCCUCAGCAGAUGAUGAACGGGGCCUGCGGCGCUGAGGCAGAUGCAGAUGGGGAGGGGGACGGCAUCAUUGCAGAGGACGCCUGUGCGACGUCUGCGGCUACCCAGAACCACCACCACCACCACGAGCAGCAACAUGACGGUCGGCAAAGCAAGAACGGCGCGCCGGUGGGGGCGGUCAAGGACGAGGCGAGAGGGGGUCCGGGAGGUGCCGGCGAGGCUGGCGCUGAGGUGGGUGGUGGGAUGGCCUCGGAUCAGCCGCCAAGGCCCGAGGACUUCGAGCCGACACUCGAUGAGCUCGUGGGCGACAUGCAGCUUGACCCACUGAUGGGUGAGCACACAGACGGAAAUAUGUGUGUGUGGAUGAUGACGUUGUAUCAUGGUUGUUGGUUCUCCCUGUGUAUGUGCGUGCGUGUGUGGCAGUGGACAAGAAGCGCGCCCACGAGAGGCUGCUGGAGGAGAGAAGCAAGCUCCUGACCAUGCUCAAGACAUGGGUACCCAAAGCACAUUGCACUCACGAAGACGCAGAAGCAUGAUCAUCAUUCCCCUCUCUCUUGCCGUCUCUCUCGUGUGUGUGUAUGUCUUCGUCACCUUUGCCUGCAGGACUCUCAGCUGCCCCGGCUGCAUGGCUCCAUGGGCCAGCGCACCGACCCUCUCGGCCGCGACCGCGACGGCAACAUGUACUGGCACCUCAGGAGCGACUCCAACUGGCUCUUCGUCGAGCAGGCCACCGCCAUCCCCACCACACACAAGAACACCCCCGCCAUCUGCCACUCGGGAUUCCCCCUCCCCGCCGGCCACGUGCUGCCUGCAAGGCUGCUGUGUCAGCGGUAUCUCGCAGAGGCCGACAAGACACACACACAACAGGAUGAUGACCCACAGCCAUCCUCACAGCAGCCUGAGCCCUCCCCACUGGAGCUCAAUGGCGUCGAACCAGACGCACCUGUCCCCGCCCCCGCCUCACCUGCGCCACCAAUCGAGCCAUCCGCCGCUGCUGGCAGCCCCCCGUCGCCCGCACACCCCUCUGCCCAUUCUGGCCGCCAUGGCCGCAACCCGCGGUCGCACUCGCCCGGACUGAAGCGAUCGGCAGGGUCGUCAAGGCGGCAUCAGCACCACGCCAAGAUCGAGAGAAAGAGAAGCCAGCAGUCGUUGGGCGGCCGGCCCGGCCACACUGCGGCGCCGCCCCGGAGCGAUUCGGCCGCUUUGAGGGAGCGGACGACCAAGUGGCUGCUCUACAAGGACGGCAAGAGCAUCGCGGGGGUCGUUGGGACGCUGUCUGACAGCAUCCCUGAGGAGAGGCGGCUCAAGCGGCGCCUCCGUCGGGGCAUGACACAGCCGUCCAUCUGCCGGAUGUCGCCACACAAGACGCCGGCGUGGUGUGUCCGCAACUUCCCUUCACGAGCCAGACAGGUCAGCCAGCCGGGUGACGCCACUGCCUCAACAGGGUGGUGCAAUCAAUGCUCACUCUCUCCUUGAUCCCUUGUGUUGCCUUCUGCAGCAAUAUCUGCGGCUGAAUCGUAUCCUAACCAACGUGACGCCCACUUCCUCUCAGGCCGCAGGCAGCGGUGACGCCGAGGUGCUGGAGUGUCCUGUGUGUGGCGACAUCUGGUUUUCGCACCAGUACCACUGCCCCCGGUCUCACGUGACGGUCGAUCGAGAGGCGGCCGAGGCGCACGAGGCUGAGUGGGGGGCCAAGGGUGGCGGCGGUGGUGGUGUGCCUGAGGUCUCUCUGGUGUUAUGGCGGCUCAAGCAGGAGCUGCUGCUCAUCGAGAAGGUCGCCACCAAACACCCCAUCAGAGGACCCUUGUGGCCAGAAAUGAGAGACAGAUGGUCAGUGGCAAGGAGACAGGCAGACAGGCAGACAGCAUCCGAUCAGCAUCUCUCCAUGCCUCAUUCAUUCAGGCUCAGGAAGGUCAAGCACGCCCAGUCGCUCCGCAACGUGACGGUGGCCGCAGCCGACGACGACGACACCAUGGAUGACGGCCAGGGACAGGCACACGGCGAGGCUGACGAUCACGACCACAGCCAUACCGUCGACCCCUCCCCAGUGCUGCAAGAUGACAGCGACGCCAGAGACAAAGACAACAUCGAUGCAGAGGAGGACCACCACGGCAGCAUGGACGUCGAUGAGGUCCACGAGGACGACAAAGCCGACGAGGACGAGGCUGUGGUGGUCGACAUCGUCAAGACCACCGAAGGCCGCAGCCGGCGCAGAGCAGCCCCGCCCCCCGGCGCCUUCAGGGAGAUGAAUGCCCCCUCGGCCGCAUCGAUGCUCGUGGUCAGUGGCAAUUCAAUGUCCACGCGACGGUCUCGCCACCAGGACCACAGCGCUGAUGAUGUGUGGGAGGACGCCGGGCCCCCCCUGGAGCUCAAGCCCACCACUAGCGGCAGCGGCAGCGGCAAGACGGCCAAUCGGCCCCGUGGGCGGGCCAAGGGGACGUUCAGUCUCGACGUGGAUGCCGGCGUGUCAGUUGGGCUGGUGGAGUGCGCGUGGGUGCUGAUGCAUCACCUGGACCUCACGCCGGCCAGUGUGGCUGCCUGGUACUCGAAGCCGACCUACUCUGAGUGGGCCUCCAUCAAGACCACCGGCAAGUUUGCCUACCAGCUGUACGUCCUCGACCGCGCCCUGCUGUAUGUGGGCGUUCCAGGCAAGCCGUCCAUGCCGUCCUACGCGCCGGACAACAAUUUCACGCCCUCAUUCUUCGGCGAGUUCGAGCCCUCGACCAUCCCACGAUGGUGCACCGACGCCCGCAGUCUGUUGUCGUUGCUGCCGACGCUAUCGAAUCCCUGGAUCGGCAGGGAGGGCUAUGAGAAGCUGGGUGUGGGCAAGUCGGCCGGCAAUGCGCUCAAGAUAUGGGGGACGGAGAGGGGUAUUCGGGAGAGCGGCCUGGGGGAUCGGACCAGCACCCCAGCACCGGCUAAACCGAUACACAAGCGACCUCAUGUGGUGCCCCCGAUGCCGCUGAUCAACCGGUCUACCUCCCAGCCGCUGAUCAACCCGCUCCCGAGCCCGAGCCGCCCUGCUAUUGACAUCGGGAUGCCCUUGUCUAUGCGUGGGGCGCGCGGGCCCGCGCAACGGCGGAGAGAAGAGCCGUCAGCCUCGUCGGCAUCUUCUGCGGCGAGGGCGAGGGAGAGAGGCGGUAUCCACCGGCACCACAGCAUGCCCCUGAUGCCGCCCAUGGUGCACCUGCCGCCCCCGCCCCACUGGCGGCCCCCUCCGGCACACUACCCCUACCACACACCACACCCCGGCACGGCCUUCUACCCACAGCCUUACAGGCUCACCUGACCUGACUUCUAAUGGGUGUUGUUUGCUGCUGGUCGUCUGUCUGCUGCGAGUUGAUUGAGAUGUGGCCUUCGUAUACGGGAAGAGUACAUGGGCGGCAUGGCUGGGUGGCUAGAUGUGUCUCCACUGUCUGUGGAGUCCGAAAGAGACGAUUUAUGUGUGUGGCUGCAUAGCGGGAGUAGUAUAGCGUGCCGUGAUUGGGCAACGGCUAAGCGAGGUUCUUUGUGGUCGGGUACGGGUACCUUAUCUCUCUCGCUCUCCAGAGCUGCUAUCGUAGGACGGAC